AUGUACCACAAUUCGCCUCCAGGCACCGAACGAACCAACCCCCUUCACCUUGUCCAGACCGGCCCCCAACCAGUAUCGUCGCCCUUGUAUCUGGAUCUGGUGGGCAUACUCUGCCAUCCUCCCCCAAAGUGGGACCAUGCGGUGAGAAAGAUGAAAAAACUUCUUCCUGCACGUUGGGCCCGAUACUUCGAAGCCUGGGCGUCGGUGACCACGCUCAAUCCCCCGGAACUCUCCAAGAGCCAGAACCUCGAGCAAUGGGCGACGCACGGACUCCCCAGCGGUCCUGUAAGGGGAUGCCUUACAGAACAGCCCCAUAAGUAGCCUCUGAGUAGCUAGAACUGUCGAGUUCUAGUUACGACUUGCUUUUAGCCUAGCGGUCAAGGCGACAGAUUGUAAUCUAUGCACAUCAGAGGCGCAUACCUUACAGGUCCACGGCUGAAAGCUCUGUCGCCGUCGCCGAUUCUCGUCGGAUCUUUUGGAAACGAUCACCGAAACGGACUUCGAGGGGCUUCGAGCCUCUAUUCAGGAGUCCAAGGGUCGCCUAGUGUCUCUGUAA
Molecule: messenger RNA, 556 nt
Organism: Microbotryum saponariae
Lineage: Eukaryota; Fungi; Basidiomycota; Microbotryomycetes; Microbotryales; Microbotryaceae
Source: the annotation of a GenBank genome assembly